GUCGGUAAUGCACCUGAAGUUGUUUGCCAACCGCCGUUAAACAACAGAAGAAGAAGAGGAGGAGGAAGCAGCAGCAGCAGCAGCAGCGAUACGAAGACCACUACACGUUAUCAUCAACGAAAAUGGCGCUCAAGUCAGGAGACGAGCGUCUGAAAGAGAUGGAGGCGGAGAUGGCUCUUUUUGAGCAGGAGGUUCUUGGUGGAACUAUCAGGAUCCCACCUCUUAUGGAGGCAGUACCCGUAGCGCUGACUGUCCCAGCAGUUCCAGUAGUGCGACCCAUUAUAGGUACUAACACCUACAGACAGGUCCAGCAGACAUUAGAAGCCAGAGCUGCUAGUUUUGUUGGGCCUCCACCACCAGCCUUUGUGGGACCAGUGCCUCCAAUACGUCCACCCCCCCCUCCCAUGUUGAGGCCAGCCUUUGUCCCUCAUAUCCUGCAGAGACCUGGUGGUCAGAGACUGCAGAUGAUGCGUGGUCCCCCGAUAGCACCACCUCUACCACGGCCACCUCCACCUCCUCCCAUGAUGCUGUCUCCUUCCUUGCAGGCCCAGACACCUCAGGGUCCUUCUCAACCCAUCCAACACAUGGCUGCUGUACCUCAGGUUGGUGAUAUGGUCUCGAUGUUGUCAACCCCAACCACAAGACAGGGAGCCCCACCUCCAGUCAAACCGACGCCAUCUAUUAUCCAGGCAGCACCAACUGUAUACUCUGCUCCUCCUGCCCCUGCUGGAUAUAAAAGAAUUGAUGUUAGAGCUCAGAGACAAGCCAGAAUGGAGGAAUUGGCAGCACGGGUUGCAGAACAGCAGACAGCAGUGAUGGCAGCAGGUCUACUCGACAAGAAAGAGAGUGAAGACAACAGCACUGUCAUUGGACCCAGCAUGCCCGAACCUGAGGUCCCCCACACUGAGCCUCUGGAAAGCACUACAGAGGACAAAAAGAAAACAAAGGUGGAGAAGGUGAAGAAGUGUAUCCGUACUGCAGCAGGGAGCAGCUGGGAGGAUCCUAGUCUGUUGGAGUGGGAUGCAGAUGAUUUCCGUAUAUUCUGCGGUGAUCUUGGUAAUGAGGUCAAUGAUGACAUACUGGCCAGAGCCUUCAGCAGAUACCCAUCUUUCCUCAAAGCUAAGGUGGUGAGAGACAAACGUACAGGAAAGACCAAGGGCUAUGGCUUCGUCAGCUUCAAAGACCCAAACGAUUACGUCAGAGCCAUGAGAGAGAUGAACGGGAAGUACGUUGGCAGUCGUCCCAUCAAACUGAGGAAAAGCAUGUGGAAAGACCGCAACAUCGAAGUGGUUCGAAAGAAACAGAAAGAGAAGAAGAAGCUGGGCCUAAGAUAAUGGUUAUACAAGUGGGACUGUCCACUUUGAGCUCACAAGUGGACAGGUACUGCUGUGAGAACGCGAGUCUUAGUUUGAUCUGUCCACUCAGAGAUGGAGAUUGUACAGGUGUUGUCUUUUUUUCUUAUGCAAAUAAAACCAUAAUUUUAAAGUUA
This is a messenger RNA of Monopterus albus (swamp eel), 1489 nucleotides long. It is a transcript of the gene rbm42, whose product is annotated as RNA binding motif protein 42. Gene Ontology annotation, molecular function: mRNA binding. NCBI's taxonomy places the organism in Eukaryota, Metazoa, Chordata, Actinopteri, Synbranchiformes, Synbranchidae. The record is from RefSeq and is a predicted model, not a curated record.